Cryptococcus amylolentus CBS 6039 is the source of this 1144-nucleotide messenger RNA. RefSeq lists its product as hypothetical. Lineage: Eukaryota; Fungi; Basidiomycota; Tremellomycetes; Tremellales; Cryptococcaceae. The transcript is spliced from 3 exons. The coding region runs from base 12 to 815 and encodes 267 amino acids. The record is from RefSeq and is a predicted model, not a curated record.
AAUAAUAUACCAUGUCCUCCCCGUCGGUCUCCCCGCCGCCGCCCAUCCAGCGCUCGCAGUUUGCAGCAUACGCAUCGUUCCUUGAGCAUCUCCAGCACGAACAACAGACCGACCUUUCGCAGCAGCUCGCCCAUAGAUGGGAAGAUGAGGAUAUCGUCUUGUCGGAUGAGAGCGACUGGGAGAGUAGACUGAGCAGGGAGGCGAGUGGAAGACCCACUGUAGUCGGGGAUGAAUAUGUGGGGGCGAGGGUGGGAGGAAAGAGAAAGAGGCAGCAAGGAAGUGGAGAGACGCGCUGGCCCGUAGGGUUGACAGAACUGCCCGAACCGCCAAGCUUCUCGGAAGCCAUAACCUCCUUCGCUACUGCCUACAUCCGAACACAAUCCCUCACUCUGCCCAAUCUACCGGAUCAAGACCUCUCAAACCCACUGCUCCCGCCCAAUCUGAUCGAGUCGUCAGAACAGAUGGUGAGAGAGGUGUUGACAAAGCUCGCGGGCGUAAGACCGGCGAGGGUGUCCAAGGCUAGGAAAGAUUUGGAGACGCUAGGAUGGGGGGAUGUGCUUGAGGUGGCUGCUAUGCUGCCUAGUGCUCGAGCUGAGGUCAGGAAAGCCAAUGCCAGAUUACGGACCAUGUACACCCAGCCCGGACCAGAUUUACUAUCCCAUCGCUUGAAAUGCCUUUCCGAACGCCCAAAAAGACCCUCGCGUUCAGACAUCUACACGUCGGUUAUCCCCAAAGCCGAUCCCACCUUAAGACCCCACGUUUCCAAAGCAGGUCCGUAUUCCCCCUCAUCGCCUUUCUCCCCGCGAAAGCUUUGACUGACAAAAUACAGAAUUAGCCCGAAGAGCAUCAUCCCUCUCCCAGAGAGCCGCCAACCGCCAACAAAAAGCUGCUGCCGAACAAGCCAAGUUGGAGGCAAAAGAAGAGCGGAAGAGGGUCAGGAGGGAGAAGGCGAAGUUGAGGGCGAGGGCGAAGAAGGCUGAGAAGAUGGGAGAAGCUGAGAGGAUGGGAGAAAGGCAGGGAGAAGGGGAGGUGGAGUGAGGUGGGCGUUGGAUGAGGUUGAGUUGGCGUCAAGUCGAUAGGGCUGGAGGUACGCUGGUGAUUCUAGAUGUUGUAAACUAUGUUGUAAACCAUAACGACAAGAGAU